AUGGACCCACCAGUCCUCCCGGUGGCAAGGCUGGAUGUGGAUGUGGAUCUUGGUUUUGCCCUCUUCUUCUUCCUCCUCCUCUGCUUCUUCUUGUUGGUGACCAUUGUCCGCUGUGCUCAGAUGGUGCUUGACCCUUACAGUGCUAUCUCUGUCACUACAUACCAGGAGGAGCAAACAGAGGACUGA
Toxotes jaculatrix (banded archerfish) is the source of this 186-nucleotide messenger RNA. RefSeq names its product cortexin domain-containing 1-like. The transcript has a single exon. The coding region runs from base 1 to 186 and encodes 61 amino acids. NCBI's taxonomy places the organism in Eukaryota, Metazoa, Chordata, Actinopteri, Toxotidae. The record is from RefSeq and is a predicted model, not a curated record.